Molecule: messenger RNA, 462 nt
Organism: Staurois parvus
Lineage: Eukaryota; Metazoa; Chordata; Amphibia; Anura; Ranidae
Source: the annotation of a GenBank genome assembly
AUGGGCCCCUGUACCGCCUCCUCAUGCUGCUGCCAGGCCCGUAAUCUGCCAUGGGCCCCCGUACCUACUCCUCAUGCUGCUGCCAGGCCCGUAAUCCGUCAUGGGCCCCUGUACCGCCUCCUCAUGCUGCUGCCAGGUCCAGAGUGUGUCAUGGGUCCCUGUACGGCCUCCCAUUGCUGCUGUCUCCAUCGCCACACUCUGCCAUGUGCCACUUUCAGGUCUCCUCACACUGCUGGUGGUUUCCAUUUUUGUCAUAGGGUGCUGUAUGGCCUCCCAUUGCUGCUGCCUCCACCGCCACACUGUGGCUCCACACUCUGGUUUUGGCCCCGUGACUGCCCAAAUGAGUGAAGUGUGCGGUGAUUCUAAGAUCGACGGCACUCAUCUGCAUGUCAUAUUAUUUCUCUUCCCCAGCAGACUCCAAGGGCAUUUAAAUUAAAGGUACAGUGUUCUGCACUAAUAUAA